Molecule: messenger RNA, 2552 nt
Organism: Musa acuminata AAA Group (dessert banana)
Lineage: Eukaryota; Viridiplantae; Streptophyta; Magnoliopsida; Zingiberales; Musaceae
Product: transcription factor LATE FLOWERING-like
Exons: 2
Coding region: 350-1408 (352 amino acids)
Biological process (GO): regulation of DNA-templated transcription
Molecular function (GO): protein dimerization activity; DNA-binding transcription factor activity
Source: RefSeq, a predicted model, not a curated record
GGCCAGGUAGAGAUCACAGACCUUCACAUUUCUUUCUUUCUGGGUGACACAGCGUGUGUGACUGUGUUAUGCCUUCUCGGGAGGUUGCAGGAAUUUAAUGCUUUGUCUGCGAGCAGAGACUCUGCCAAGUUUCGGCUGUGAAGUUGCCAAGGCAGAAGACUGUUCUUGCUGCGUCGGCUGGUAAAUGCCGUUGCGAGUAAUCCCAUACGAACAACGGACCACAGAUGCAAUGGAGUUGAUUCAAUGGUUACGUUUACCAUGCUUCUGAGACCGAGUGAAUCAUCAGGUUCUCAAGCUUGAUUGCUUGCUGCACUGAAGAAGGCCUGCAACUCCAAGAACAAGCUGUGAAAUGGAGAGUUUAGGCAACCACUACGACAGCUUUGCAGGAUCCGAUGAAGAGUUCAGCGACAUGGCCGGGAAGCUCGAGCUCGACGAUUUUUUCCUUGCAUCAAGCAUCCAGAGCCAAGAAAUCACUGUAGGCGAAGCAAGCUUAGAUUCCGACAAGAUCGGUGAGAUGGUUGACGUGUCGAUUCCGCCUCCAGAUACAAUGAACCGUACUGUGCUGCAUCUUCAAGAUAUGAUAAGGUUGGAUGCCCAUCCUCAUGAGCUGAUGGAAUCAGGUGCCGUAUGGGGUGAUGCGCUUCUUUCUCAGGCAUGUGCUGCUUCUCAACCCAUCAGCGGAUACUGCAACGCAGCUCGAGCAGAUGGCAUAUCUGCCACCUUUUCCGGCAGCGAGAACUUCCGUAACUUGAGUUGCACUGGCGAUAUUUCUUCAGGGAAGUCUAAGAACCAUGGCUCAUUCGAUCAACACAGAUGGAGUAGGGGUGCAGUGGCCUCCGAGGUCUCUCCUAAUCCACUUCCCAAUGCCAAGAGAAAGUUCGAGGAAUGCACCGGGAUAGGAGAAAACAAGACAAGCCUUCUCCAACCUAGUUCUUUGAAGAAACCAAGACCGGAAAAGCAUUCAGGAUCUUCCACCAUCAACUUCGGUCGGGACAGCAACUACGAGCCCGACACAGAGGCUGUAGCACAGGUGAAAGAGAUGAUCUACAGGGUUGCUGCUCUAAGGCCGGUGACUCUGGAAAUGGUGGACGCAGUGGAGAAGCCGAGGAGAAAGAAUGUGAGGAUCUCAAGCGAUCCGCAGACGGUGGCUGCAAGACAGAGGAGGGAAAGGAUCAGUGAGAGGCUGAGGAAGCUGCAAAGUCUGGUCCCGGGAGGGAGCCAAAUGGACACUGCAACCAUGCUCGAUGAAGCUGCCAACUAUCUCAAGUUCCUCAAGUCUCAGGUCAGGAUAUUGGAAACCCUAGAUAACAGGCAUGAUCCAGGAAACAACAGUACCAUGCACCCCUUUCCAUUCCAUCCAAGCCAGGCUUUUGCAGUGCAACAGCUUUAUCCCACUCAGAAACCCUAACCCUAAAGGUGAGGUAUAAAUCAAGUCCUAAGCACUCAAAGAGCAUAUCAUUGUCUUCAUCAUUAGCUUAGGGUUUAGGGCUUAAGUCAGUGCUUAGAAUAAUCCUGAUAUCAAAUGCCCAUCAAGAGAAAAGGUUAGCCUUUUCGAUCCAAUGGUGGUGUUCCUGCUUUUUAUCUUGGUCACCUUUUUCACUUUGCCAAAACCUCUUUGCAUGUCCAUAAAGCAACCUUGGCCUGUCAACAAACAUUAACAAGCUCUCAACAUACUGCAGAAGCCACAGAUUAAAGUCUUCACCAUUGGCCUUUCCCUGCAGCACCUAUAUAAAUGUCAUUAUGAUUAUUUGUGACUCGUUCUGAGUCACAUGAUCAGAUAUAUUUAAUCUCUCACCAUUCCUGUCUUCUUUUACUUUUCCCAAGUCCGACAUGGCUUGCAAACUUGAGGAAUGGUUCCAAUGAACUAUCAAGUGAAUCAAUUCCAAAUGGUUUCUGCUUGCUGGUCCCUUGUUUGAGGUGGGGGAGACCUGUGUUCAGCUCUCUCCUCCCCUUCCAGUCCCACUACUUUGUUGCAGUUAAGUGUUGGCACUUUUGACUGCCCAAUGCCAGAGACAUUCUCUUGGGGGCCUGCUCAUGUGUGGCAGAGCACAAUGCUUCCUUGAUUCGAGCCAAAGUACCCUUGAGAAGGCCACCAAGACAUUGGUGAGCACAUGGUGGGAAAAAAGAAAGGCUUGCGACUCCAUGUAACUCACUUCUUCUCCAACUUGCUUUCUCUACCAUCUCUUCUUUAUAUAACAGAUUCUUAUCUCAUACAAUGAGACAUAGAAUAUGAACUCUCUCUCUCUCUCUCUCUCUCUCUCUCUCUCUCUCUCUCUCUCUCUCUCUCUCUAUAUAUAUAUAUAUAUAUAUAUAUAUAAAUAAUGUGGAUUGGCUAGCUAGCUAGUGACAGUGGUCCUUAUUAUGUGCCACCUUUUCUGUACUGAAAAGGAGGGUUUCUGCUGCUAUGUGAUGAAGGGUGGCUCCUGUGGUUGGAACUGGAUGCUCAAGUUGGGGUUUGCUAACUGCUCGACUCAGAUAUUUCAAUCCUUCCUCCUGGUGGUGUUGUGUUGUUGCCAACAAUUCAUUCUUGCUGUUGCUUGGAAUGUAGAGUU